AUGUUGUACACCCUCUUGGAGGGAACGGCCGUGGACGCUCUGGAGCAUGUGGAACUGGACGAGUUGGCAGUCGACGGCGGUGAAGAGAAGCUGUUCGCGGCCGACCGAGUGGGAGACGCGCUGGGGUCCGUGUUCGGUCUGAAGAUCGAGAAGGCGGAGCUCACCAGUGCGUACGUGGGGCGGGCCCAGACGAUAUUCAUGAAGGCCAAAAAGGAGGGCGUGGAAAUCCCUGAUGUCGCUCAAGGAUUUCUCCUUCUUCGGGGCGCCCGCUUCGGAGGCGACCGGCGCGCCGUCGUCCUCGCGGCCAGCGAGAGGCACUGGACGUUCGAGAAGCUGGCCCUGGCACUGAAGACGGUCUACCCGAAGGUGCUGCCCGAGCACGGCGUGCACCUGGUGGAGGACGACUACGUGUGGGAGGCUGCGGGUGAAGAGCAUCAUCCCGCGGCUAGCUCCCAGGAGGAGGUGGAUGCGUUCCUGGCGGAGGUCGAGCAAGAUCGUGAGGAACCCAUGGAGGAGGAUGAGGCCAUCCAGGUGCUGGCGACGUGGAAGGAGAUCCGAGUGGCGGUCGCCGAGGAGCGGAAGAAGCGCGGGCUGCCACCUCCACACGCGCCUGAUCUGAAGAAGUCAUCCGCUCGGGUCCGCUGCUGGGCAUGUAAGCAGGUGGGUCACUUCACCAAGGAGUGCCCGAAACGAGCUGGCAAGAGUGGCGGCAAGGGUCGCUUCGGCCAGAAGUUCGGGGUUGGCUUCGUCGAGAGCUUCUUCGCUGGAGAAAAAGAGACCGACCCCUGGAGUGAGAUCGAGGAGAUCCUGGCGACCUGGGACGACAGGGGCCACGGAGAGCCGCUGACCGAGGACCAUUUCACGCGUCGGCGCAAGGAGGUGGACGAGAUCGCCGAUUACGACGACGGGAACGCCGACGACGACGACGCGGCGGAGACGUUCAUGGUGCACUCACCGGGCGCCGGGGUGAUCGACCCAGGUUGCGCGAGGGCCCUGAUUGGCUUGGACACGCUUAGCGAGCUGAUCAAGACGUCCGGGAACGACCUCGAGAUCGACGAGGACCACAAAGUGGUCACGUUCAAGGGGUUCAGCGGUGAUGAGCAGUAUUCCAUCGGCGUCUGCAAGAUCCCGUGGAGGCUCGGCAGCCACCGCGGGAUGGUCGACGUGCACGUGGCCCCGGGCAAGGCGGGCCCCCUUCUGAGCAAGCCCCUCCUGAAGAAGCUGGGAUGCACGCUGGAUAUGGAGAAUGACGAGCUGGCGUUCCCGAAGCUGGGCGUCCGCGUGCUGCUCCAGACGACCCGCGGGGGCCACUGCGAGGCCAUGGAUGAGAUGUGCGUGGUGAGCCAAGCAAGUUCGCGGAGACCCGCCAUCAUGGAGGUGUUCGCUCCCCCGAGGCUGACCAAGUGGGCCGAGGAGUUUGGGUUUGAGGAUGGCGGAGCGUACGAUUUGCAGACAGGUUGGGAUGCUCGCCAGCGCGAGGGCGUCUCCCGGCUUUUCUGCGACCUGGAGACCAAGGAUCCGUUCUUCGUUUCGCGCAGUCCCCCCCGUGGCAAGCUGUCGCCGCUGCAGGCUCUCACGCCCGUGGACAGACGCAAGGGCCCUGAGAGGUUUGAGCAAGAGGUUCAGGAGGCUGUCUCUUUUAUUGUCUUGUGCCUGGUGAUUGCGGAGUGGCAGAUGAUGUGCGGGAAGCAUUUCAUACUCGAGCAAUCCCGAGGGAGUUCGGCAUGGGGCUUGAAGGAGAUGACUUAUUUCCUGACGGAGUUGCCCCCCUUCAUCGCGGAGGCAGCGGCGUGCAGGUUUGGCAAGCUGGACCGGGUGUCAGGGGCGCCCCUCGCCAAGGUCUGGCGCUUCGCCUCGGACCUCCCAGAGGUGGCCGAGGAGGUGGGCCGCCAGUGCCGAGGCGGUCACGAGCACCAGGACGUGAUGGGAAGCGCUGGCGGCAUGAAGCGUUCGGUCUGGCCCCAGAUCCACCCGGACAGACUGGCGAAGGCGGAGGCCAUGGGGGUCGGCGACCAUGGGGAGGACGAGGAGGCGGACACCGAGGGUAAGGAGCGCCUCACCCGGGACGACCUGUACCAUGGCCGGCCGCAGACCGUCGAGGCUGGCUUGCGCCGUCUACACGUCAAUCUCGGCCACGUCCCAGUGCCGACCAUGAUGAGACAUCUACGCCAUGCGAAUGCGACCGAGGCUGCCCUGAAGAUGGCCGCGGAGUUUCGCUGCCCAGAGUGCGACGUCAAGGCUGACCCGAGGGCGGCUCGCCCAGCUGCACCGGACACUGCGCGGCCCCCUUUGAGAUCCAUCGGCAUGGGCGUGAAGGAGCUCCCGGGCUGGAUGCCCGAUCGGAUCGUCAAGGCACUCAACAUCGUGUGCGAUACAUCGUCGCUGCAGUCCAUGACUCCGUUCGAUGAGGGCGAUGGCGAGGUCUUCGCGAGUGCGAUGGAGCGGGGCGGGGCUACGAUCCUGGACGCGGCCAGCAGCGCCAAGGAGCAGAGCGGGAAGGUGGAGCGGCAUGGGCAGUGGUUCGCUCAGAUGCUGCGCGCCGCGAUCGCCGAGGUCCAGCCUCAGGACCGCGGGGAGUGGCGCGAAUGCGUGGCGCAGGCGCAGGAGGCCAAGAACUCUCUCCUAAGCGUCGGCGGGGCCAGCCCGGCCCAGAUCGCUUUCGGGCGGAACCCCGAGGCGCCAGAGGACCUGCCGGUGGACUCGCCGGACAUCGUGGCGAACGGCGCAGUCCUGCACGACCCGCCGGCGGCGUUUGCUGCUCGAGUCCGAGCGGUGGCCAGGCGACAGGUUCUGAGCUACAACGACAAGCAGGCGACCCGCCUGGCCGUGGACGCGCGGCCCCGUAAACUUGUGAAGUACCAGCCUGGCGACACGGUGGCGGUCUGGCGCAAUGCGAGGAAGGUGGCUGGGCGACGCGCCCACUAUCGUUGGAGGCCUGGCGCGUGCAUGGGCGCGGUCCGCGGCAACUAUUGGAUUGCCGUGCCGGGCAGCGUGCUGAAGGCCUCUCCAGAGCAGCUGCGCCCGGCCAACUCGGAGGAGAGGGCAGCGCUGCGCCUAGUGGAGUCGUCGCUACGGACUCACACCGUCGACCUGGACGACAUGAAGGCGAAGUUCUACUCGGACAUCACCGCGGACGCGCGGCCGCCGGAGGCCGCCGAUGAGGAGGAGUCCGCCCCAGAGACAGCAGGAGGCGACGCGCGGCCGGCACCGCCAGAGGCCCCACCACAGCCCGAGGCCUCACCACCUGCCGAAGCCGAGCCGCACGCUGCCGACUCUGCGGAGAUCCCGGUCCCAGGGGAUGCGCCGGGGGACUGGCCUAACGAGGAGACGGAGGGCGAUCAAGGCUGUGCUGGGUCUGCUGGAGCUCCUGUCGACUCCGAGCCGGCGGAGGUUUGGGAGCGGCUGCGAUGCAAGACGUAUGUGGAGGAGGCGAAGCGCCCCCGCGUCGGGAGCGAGGUGCCGAUGCCCCCUGGGAGCGUGGACCUGGACCCCCAGGCUGCGAGGACGAGUUCAGCCCUCAAGCGAAGCCCGUCAGCUCGCCGGCCUGGACGAUCCAAGCAGCAGCGUGUGCAGUCAGUUAUGGCAGUUACGGCCUCGCCCGACAGCGAUGACGACGUCGAGAUCUUGGCGGUGGACAUAGAGGAGGUCAUGCUGGCCAGCGGCAGGCAAGAGCUUGACAGGCGGGAACCGCGCUGGUGCUCGAAGGAUGGGUUGGCCAAGAUCGCACAGGGCGACGCCAAGGAGUACAGUAAGCUGAUCGAGAAGACCCAGGCUUUGCGUCCCCUCCCGCUUGCGGAGUUGAGGAGGGUGCGGUCUACCCAGCCUGAUCGCAUCAUGAAGCCCCGACCGGUCCUGACGGAGAAGGAGGACGAGGAGGGCAACGAUGCAGUUAAGUGUAGGAUGACCAUCCAAGGGCUCAAGGACCCAGAUCUCCUGGAGUUGGUGAAGGCGGGCCGCACUCAGGCCCCGACGCUGUCCUCAAACGGGAGGGCGUUCGUCCUCCAGACCAUCGCUUCCGCCAAGCUUCCCCUGGCCAUCGGGGGCGUGGAGGGGGCCUUCCUCGAGGCGGACGCGUCGCUGGCGCCGGCAGAGCACGGCGCGAUCUACGUCCUCAACGGCUACGGCAGGAGCGAUCAGCCUCAGCUGUGGUGGCUGACCUUCAGCAAGUUCCUGGUCGAGGAGCUGGGUUUCGUGAAGCAUCCCAUGGGCCCGUGCGUGCUGUUGCUGUUCGAGGAUGUCGGCGACUCCGUGGAGUUCGACCUCGACGACUACCGUGUCAUCGACGGCCAGGGAGCAGAGCCCCUUCGAGCGGCCAGGCCUGGCGACCUGUGCGGGGUCAUCGGCCAACACGUGGACGACGGUGUGUUCGGCGGCUGGGGAUCCAAGUGGGCCGAGGCUUUGUCGCAGCUGAGGAGCCCCUUUCCCUGCCGCAAGUGGCACGAGAAGGAGGCCGAAUUCGUCGGGCCCCGGCUGCGGCAGCUUCCCGACUACAUCAUCGUGCAGACGCAGCAUCAGCACGCGUCUGAGGAGAUGGAGCGGAAAUAA
This is a messenger RNA of Prorocentrum cordatum, 4545 nucleotides long. NCBI's taxonomy places the organism in Eukaryota, Dinophyceae, Prorocentrales, Prorocentraceae. The record is from the annotation of a GenBank genome assembly.